AUGGCGGCCAGUCAGCCCUCUUCGACAAAACGAUUGGCAGAUCGGCCUGUGUGGCUGAAAAGCGUAGACCUGACUGGAUAUUCAGCUCUAGCAUGCCGCGCCCGAUGGAUCCAAUUGCAAAUUUUGCGAAAGUCGCGAGGUCUUGCGGCUGUCAUCAUUGGAAGUGGACCUGACGUGUCUUUCAACGGUGCGAAUGAGGUGGCUUUGAGCUGGCUGCUCCUCGGAAUCAGCGGCAGGGAACUCUUGGCAUCAACAGUCGACACAGUCUACAGUGAGUGUUUCGUCUGCAUCCGUGCAGACAGGACGUACAUAUUCUGCAAGCGAUCCGUGCAGCAGGAGGUGGUUAUGCGAACAGCGCUCUGGGAAGCGGUGACCAUCAUUGUGCCAUCAGAAGAAGACGAAGCCGAUGCCGACAAAUAUGAAGCUCUUAAGAUUGGAGCGUUCAUUGACAUGGUGAAGAGCUGCAGCUCCCUGGGUGUGUUUGUAAGAGAACUCGAUACAGGCCACGACUUGAAAAUGACCGUGGAGCGGUGGCCCUUGGUGCAGGCUUUUGGAUUCGACGACUACGGCCAUGGAUUCUUGACUUUGCGCCGGCAAGUGGUAAACUUGGAGGCAGAUUUCCAGCAGAAGAUCUUGGCCGCUUGGGAUCUCCAAUCCAUGCUUUGGGCACGGAGCCUGGUCUCAAAGCUGCAGAAAGCCUGGGAGGACGCGUUGCUCUGCUAUGACUCUCAUGCAGGAAAGGACUUCCUGGUGAAUCCGGCAGGACAGACAGGAGCUCCGGCUUUGCAACUAAAUCCGGCCCCGCGGGUCCUCUUCGGUGUGGAGUCCGACAAGAUCGUCCUUGGAAUAAUCCCUACCGGAGACGAGCCGCCUCAGCAUUUUGCACCGGACGCGCAGCACAUGAUCUGGGAGGGUGUCGAUCCUGUCACCGGCAUUGCUGCCACACGCACGUACCUCCUCAACACGCCGUUUGAGAAAGCAAUCACCAUGGCCAUGCAGACUGGCCCACCGUACGUCCCGAGCGGACUGCAGCUGCGCCAGUCGCCUGUGCUUUCCAGCAGGCGGCAUUGUGUUUUUCAAGCAUGCGGGCACCUGCGCCCAGCCUUCAUCGCAGUGGGUGUCGGUGCCGUGAGCUCAAGGCGGCGAUUGCCAGACACAAGACGACAGCAGACGAAAGUUAGAGCAGAGGAAAGCGGCUCGGAGUCCGUGCCAACACAGCUGAUUCCGGACGAGUUUUUUGAUGAGCCUCAGGUGGAUACAUUUCAAUCCUGCUUGAUGCAAUGUCAAGCUCUGCGCCGAAAGGUGCAAGAGGAACUCGCGUACGAGCUUGAGGAUGAUGUCUGGGAAAGCCUGAAAGCCAGGUCUCUGACCAAACCGCUUAAGGCGAGCGGUCAGGCGCAACAAGAGGUCGCCCCGACACCGUUGCAGUCGGGCCUGACCACACCGCAAGAGGCAGGACUUGCCUCCCAACCGGCGCCACCGCAAGGGGCAUCGGAGGAAGGUCCUUCCCUGUUGCAGCCUUUUUCUUUCGAGGACAGCACAGCAGUGGGACUUACAGCGGCAAGCCAUGGUGUGGAUAUCAACGACCAAACCGCCAUGAAGAACUGGCUGGCAAAGCCUGUGCAGAACAAUCAGCAGGUCUUCGAGAUGGUGAGGUCGUAUCAUCGUGCAAUUACUCGCCCGGAAAUGUACAAAUUUGGUUUUGCAACUGGAAGCGGCCUUGAAGACCGUGGACGAAACGGUGUUGAAGGUUUUGACCUCUGGGUGGCCGAAUUUUAUGAAGCCGGACCAGUACAUCAACGUGCUCACCCAGGCCUUCAUGGAAAAGUUUGGUGGCAGCUCAGGGACGCCACUGUAUUCUGA
Messenger RNA from Symbiodinium necroappetens, 1863 nucleotides. The record is from the annotation of a GenBank genome assembly. NCBI's taxonomy places the organism in Eukaryota, Dinophyceae, Suessiales, Symbiodiniaceae.